Messenger RNA from Homalodisca vitripennis (glassy-winged sharpshooter), 1864 nucleotides. RefSeq names its product piggyBac transposable element-derived protein 3-like. The transcript has 2 exons. The record is from RefSeq and is a predicted model, not a curated record. Lineage: Eukaryota; Metazoa; Arthropoda; Insecta; Hemiptera; Cicadellidae. Bases 590 to 1864 code for a protein of 424 amino acids.
UUCUCAAAAGAAAUAGUUUUGUUCAGCUGAACUCACAGCUACUACAUCAACUGCUGAAUUCAUCAUUUUCAGAGGUAAGUUAGUGUUAUUUACUAUUGUUAUGGAAACUGGUAAAAAUUAUAAUGAUGUUGCCUAGGUUUUCACAAAUGUAUUUACUUACAUAAAAUUAAGAUAAGUGGUAUAAUCUAUUGUAAAACAACCAAAGUAUAAUUGAAUCCGUAUGGAUUCUAUAGGCAUGACAAGUUCAUUGUUUUAUGGUAGUGAAGUUCUUCCUAUGCCUAUAAGUGCCAUAUGGAUUCAGUUAUUUUGUUCAAACGUCAUGGUUCCUGCUGUACCUGUAGGUGCCAUAUGGAUUCAAUUUGAUUUAGACCAGUAAAUAGUGCAUUUUAAUCUGUGUAUAGUCUAUUGCCCACCCAUAAAUGGGAGGAGGCAAUAAAAAUAUUUUAUUACAAAUUUCAAAAUACUCCUUUAUUUAUUUAUAAAUAUGCUAAGAUUGCCUUUUUGUAUAAAAGCCAUUUUGUGAUAUACAUCUGUAUUCUUCAUAGCCUAUUUUUUUUAUGAACGUUAUAGUAAACUAAUUUAUUUCCAGAUGGAUGAUCGUGACGACGGUGUUAUACAAGAGUGGCUACUUUUGCCAAGUAGUGAUAUAUCGGAAGAAGAGGAGCUUGGAAAUGAAGAGAAUGAAGAAGACCUCGUAUUUGAUAUAAUUUUCAAUCGGGGCUUAGAAGAGCAGCUAGAAGCUGAUGGAAUAAAUUUGGAAGAGAUUCGGGUUGCAGUGUCUGAGGGUGAUAAUGAAUUUGGAGACGUUGAAGAACAGGAAGCCGAAGACAUCCAAUCUGCAUCUGAGAUUGUGACUGCUUUACCAGAAGAAGAGGACGUGAGUAUGGCAGAUCCAGACUAUAUGCGUCCAGGACCUUCUACAGGUAGGCCUAUACAUAGAAGAGGGAGGGGAAGACGACAAGAAAAUGCCCCCAGAGUAAGACGUGCUGUACAAAGGGAUAGAUCCCCAGUAUCCAUUUGGAAUAAGGAAAAGUUCAUCUCUCCUAAUGUUCAGUGGGAAGGUACUAUUCCUAACCCCCCCACAGAAGCAGCUUCAAAAACCCCAUUAGAUUUCUUCUCAAUGUUUAUUAAUGAAGAAAUAAUUCAUCUAAUAACAGAGCAAACAAAUCUUUAUGCUCAGCAGAAGGGAAAGGACUUGAGUGUUACAAAUAUUGAAAUACAACAAUACAUUGGCAUAUUGUUGCACAGUGGAGUAGUCAAUGUUCCCCAAUAUCGUAUGUAUUGGGCAGCGGAGACUCGCUACCCAGCAAUUGCUGAAGUUUUGCCUAGGAACAGGUUUGAUGAUAUAUUAAAUCAUUUUCAUCUUGUUGAUAAUACCACACGAAUUCCUGGAGACAGCCUUUUCAAAGUUCGCCCUUUGAUAAAUACUAUUGCUGAGGCUUGCAGAACGAUUCCACCAGAACAGAAUCAAUCCAUCGAUGAGCACAUGAUACCAUUCAAAGGGACUUCACACAUGAAGCAAUAUGUGAAGAAAAAGCCCAAAAAAUGGGGCUACAAAGUAUUUAUGAGAUGCGGAGCAUCAGGUUUGAUGCACGAUUUCUCAAUAUACAUUGGGAGUGAAAAGACUUGUGGUGACUACGGUCUCGGGUUCAGCGGUGACAUUGUAGUUGAACUUUGCUUGGAUUUGCCAAAUGAUAAGGGCUUUAAAAUUUUUACAGAUAACUGGUUCACCUCAAUAAAGUUAUUCAAUUACUUAAAGGAGAAGGGGGUAUGGGGAACCGGAAGUAGUUCGUCCAGAUCGAACCAAUCAUUGCCCACUGUUGGAAGAGAAAGAUCUAAAACGGCUCGGAAGGGGGUCACAUGA